Messenger RNA from Pipistrellus kuhlii (Kuhl's pipistrelle), 2649 nucleotides. It is a transcript of the gene ATL1, whose product is annotated as atlastin GTPase 1. Gene Ontology annotation, molecular function: GTPase activity; GTP binding. Bases 253 to 1929 code for a protein of 558 amino acids. Gene Ontology annotation, biological process: endoplasmic reticulum organization; protein homooligomerization. The transcript has 15 exons. Lineage: Eukaryota; Metazoa; Chordata; Mammalia; Chiroptera; Vespertilionidae. The record is from RefSeq and is a predicted model, not a curated record.
CGGCGGGUGGCGGCGCCCGGCGGCGGUCCCGCUCGAGCGCGCCGGCCGCGGGACCAGGGUGCCGCCCUGAGGCCUGGCUGGGGCACGACAGCCUCCCCGGCGCGCCCGUCUGUCGCCACAGCAACAUCCAGAGCCUGAGCGUCCUGCGCCCAGCCCAGCGGGGCACAGAGUCUCCCUCUGCCAGCAACCUGGGGCCCCGGAGCAGAGCGAGCGCGGUGACGGCGCCUCCCUGCCGCCAGUCCCCGGACCACCAUGGCCAAGAACCAGAGGGACAGGAAUAGCUGGGGUGGGUUUUCAGAAAAGACAAAUGAAUGGAGCUUAGAAGAGGAGGAACCAGUGAAAAAGGCAGGACCAGUCCAAGUCCUUGUUGUCAAAGACCACCAUUCUUUUGAGUUAGAUGAAACUGCACUAAAUCGAAUCCUUCUCUCAGAGGCUGUCAGAGACAAGGAGGUUGUUGCUGUAUCUGUGGCUGGAGCAUUUAGAAAAGGAAAAUCAUUCCUAAUGGAUUUCAUGUUAAGAUACAUGUACAGCCAGGAAUCAGUUGAUUGGGUUGGAGAUUACAAUGAACCAUUGACUGGUUUUUCAUGGAGAGGUGGGUCUGAACGAGAGACUACAGGAAUCCAGAUAUGGAGUGAAGUCUUCCUUAUCAAUAAACCUGAUGGCAAAAAGGUUGCAGUGCUAUUGAUGGAUACUCAGGGAACUUUUGAUAGUCAGUCAACUUUGAGAGACUCUGCCACAGUAUUUGCCCUUAGCACAAUGAUCAGCUCUAUACAGGUAUAUAACUUAUCCCAAAAUGUCCAGGAGGAUGAUCUUCAGCACCUCCAGCUUUUCACUGAGUAUGGCAGACUGGCAAUGGAGGAAACAUUCCUAAAGCCAUUUCAGAGUCUGAUAUUUCUUGUUCGAGACUGGAGUUUCCCAUACGAAUUUUCCUAUGGAUCUGAUGGUGGCUCCAAAUUCCUGGAAAAACGCCUCAAGGUCUCAGGGAACCAGCAUGAAGAACUACAGAAUGUUCGAAAACACAUCCAUUCCUGUUUCACCAAAAUUUCCUGUUUUCUGCUACCUCAUCCUGGCUUAAAAGUAGCUACCAAUCCAAACUUCGAUGGAAAACUGAAAGAAAUAGAUGAUGAAUUCAUCAAAAACUUGAAAAUACUCAUUCCUUGGCUACUUAGUCCUGAGAGCCUAGAUGUUAAAGAGAUCAAUGGGAACAAAAUCACUUGCCGAGGCCUGGUGGAGUACUUCAAGGCUUAUAUAAAGAUUUAUCAAGGUGAAGAAUUACCACAUCCUAAAUCCAUGUUACAGGCCACAGCAGAAGCUAACAAUUUAGCAGCCGUAGCAAAUGCCAAGGAUACAUACAACAAAAAAAUGGAAGAGAUUUGUGGUGGUGACAAACCAUUUCUGGCCCCUAACGACCUGCAGACCAAACAUCUGGAGCUUAAGGAAGAGUCUGUGAAGCUAUUCCGAGGGGUGAAGAAGAUGGGUGGGGAGGAAUUUAGCCGGCGUUACCUGCAGCAGUUGGAGAAUGAAAUAGAUGAACUUUAUAUGCAGUAUAUCAAGCACAAUGAUAGCAAAAAUAUCUUCCAUGCAGCUCGUACUCCAGCCACACUGUUCGUUGUCAUUUUUAUCACAUAUGUGAUUGCUGGUGUGACUGGGUUCAUUGGUUUGGACAUCAUAGCUAGCCUAUGCAAUAUGAUAAUGGGACUGACCCUUAUCACCCUGUGCACCUGGGCAUACAUCCGGUACUCUGGAGAAUACCGAGAGCUGGGAGCUGUAAUAGACCAGGUGGCUGCAGCCUUGUGGGACCAGGGAAGUACAAAUGAGGCUUUAUACAAGCUUUACAGUGCAGCAGCAACCCACAGACAUCUGUAUCAUCAGGCUUUUCCUGCACCAAAGUCAGAAUCUACUGAACAAUCAGAAAAGAAGAAAACUUAAUCCAAAUGUUAAAAAAUACAGGUGCAUGACCAAUUUCAGUUACAUGUCUCCAUGUAAACAUUCAGUGCUUCCACCAGAAAGAGUAAAAUACCAAACACCUCUGAAGACUGCAAAAAUGGUUUUGUUCUUUUAUUUCAGUGUUUAAUAGCAGAUGUAUGUAUGCAUGGUUAUUAUUUCGUUAACGUGUACAGUUUUCUGAUUUUGUCUUCAAAUAUACUGUUAUUCUUUAAAGUUAUCUAUUUAUGAUGACAGUACAUGUGUUCUGCUUGAAUUUACUAAAUUCUACUACAGGGUUGUAAUUAAACCAAGUGGUAAAAUAUUACUCCCUGUUUGGAUAUGCUCAUUUAGUUUUUACAGAAGAAUUUUGAAAUUAUCUCAUAGUCAUAUGUUAAAGCACAGCAUCACAACUCCAAAGGCUUGAUUCAGUCUAUAUCAUCUUACAUAUACCAUAUGCUUAUUUUUAAAGACAUUUAAGAGAUCUUUUCAGUUGCUUAAUCAAAAACUAUGUAUUGCUUUUUAUAUUAUGAUUUAAUAUAGAAUAUAAACCUCUUGAUAAAAAAUGCACAAUAGAUCACUUUGUAUGUAUUUAAGUUUCUGCAUUGUAUAUUUUUUCAUUUGCUACACAAAGAAAUGUAUUCAUCAUAGGUUUAUUCUUUUAAUAUGUCAACUAUGAUUAAAGUUUACUCUGGUUUCUAAAAUUAAAAACAAAUGCUUACUGAA